Sardina pilchardus (European sardine) is the source of this 3452-nucleotide messenger RNA. RefSeq names its product SKI family transcriptional corepressor 1a (gene skor1a). Gene Ontology annotation, cellular component: transcription regulator complex; nucleus. The transcript is spliced from 8 exons. The coding region runs from base 7 to 2304 and encodes 765 amino acids. Gene Ontology annotation, molecular function: RNA polymerase II cis-regulatory region sequence-specific DNA binding; DNA-binding transcription factor activity, RNA polymerase II-specific; SMAD binding. Gene Ontology annotation, biological process: negative regulation of transcription by RNA polymerase II; negative regulation of BMP signaling pathway. Lineage: Eukaryota; Metazoa; Chordata; Actinopteri; Clupeiformes; Clupeidae. The record is from RefSeq and is a predicted model, not a curated record.
CCAGGAAUGGAGCCAAUACCCGGUCAGCUGGCAGCGGGACGAGAUUCCAGCUCUUCCCCAAAUUCCAAACAGGAACUGCAGCCUUACUCCAGCUCCACCUCCCUCAAGCCGAAUCAAGUCAGUGAGACUGCAUUAUACGGAGUGCCUAUAGUUUCCUUGGUGAUAGAUGGGCAAGAAAGGCUUUGUUUGGCUCAGAUAUCUAACACACUCUUGAAGCACUACAGCUAUAACGAGAUACACAACCGACGCGUUGCUCUUGGGAUCACUUGUGUGCAGUGCACCCCGGUUCAGCUCGAGAUCCUGAGAAGGGCGGGGGCGAUGCCCAUCUCGUCCAGACGCUGCGGGAUGAUAACCAAGCGCGAGGCAGAGAGGCUCUGUAAAUCCUUCCUCGGGGCCCACGCGCCACCGAAACUGCCCGAAAAUUUCGCCUUUGACGUCUCUCACGAGUGCGCGUGGGGAAGCAGGGGCAGUUUCAUUCCAGCUCGAUACAACAGCUCAAGAGCGAAAUGUAUCAAGUGCUCCUACUGUAAUAUGUAUUUUUCACCGAACAAAUUUAUCUUUCACUCCCAUCGUACACCUGAAUCUAAAUACACACAACCAGAUGCAGCGAACUUCAAUUCAUGGAGACGCCACCUGAAACUCACUGACAAGAGCUCGUCCGAUGACGUGAGUCACGCUUGGGAGGACGUGAAGGCCAUGUUUAAUGGCGGGAGCCGGAAAAGGACGAUGCCAUUGAGUGGGUCAGAAAUGUCCUCUUCUCUCAAGUCUCAUGCAGCCUCCAGCAACAUUACGCAAACGAGUUCAUCCGAGGUUCCGCACAAGACCUUACGCUGUGAAGACGACCGCGGUGCUCUCGGUUUGGCCAACAGCGUGCGCAACUACCCUGUCAUCCCCGUGCCCAGUAAAGGGUUUGGGGUACUACAAAAGAUCCCGCCACCAAUCUUUCCACAUCCCUAUGGAUUCCCUACAUUUGGAUUGUGUCAUAAGAAGGACGACGGUAUUGCAGACCAAAAUAAGACCAACGUUCCAGGUGUGUUUUGGCCAGGCGUAAAGGACAAUAUUUACCCAUCUUUCCCUAUGUUUUGGCCCACGGCAGGCGGCCUACCAAUGUCAUAUCCACAACCACAGCCCAAACCGCAUACAGAUAUCAUUUCCACGCGACAAAGUGAGUCCGAACUCUCUGACCAAAAUGACCGAGGAUCCAUCACACCCAAAGACAGCCUCUUUGAUAGUGAGCGCUGCUCAAGUUCUCAGUCCACGAGAAACGAGGAGGAAAAGUCUGGGGACGAAGCCAGGUCAACGGAGGGGCAUCCCAGCACGCCUCGAAAGGUGAGCUACAUAUCUGCUUUCAGGCCAGUUGUGAAAGACUCUGAGAGCAUCGCUAAACUGUACGGCAACAGGGAGGCAUAUACAGGGGUUCGUUCAGGUUACCUAUCACCUGACUUUGUCAGUGAAAGUUCCAGUUACCGCUCCAUCUCUCCAGACGUUGACAGUGGAGAAGACCCGGAUGUUGACGUGGAAUCGAAUAAAUUACCAGAAGAUGAAGAGUCAAUUCAACUUUCCGUUGAAGAUCAUCACAGUCCCCAGGGGCGGAUCUCGUCUCAGGCCAAUCCCGAUGAAAGUGAAGAUUCGGAGACUCGACCAACACAGCAACCGGAUGAUCCCCAGAGAGUUUUGUUCAGCGAGGCGGGGUCAUCGGAUGACGAGCGGCUGAGCAAGCACGUGCCAGAGAGUAAAGAUGCUGCAGUGUACGAAGUGUAUGCCCAUGAAAAGGACGGACACCUGGUCUCGUCUACAGCAUCUAAUUUAGUAUCCAAAUUUCCCCAGAGUCCGCGGGAGACCAUCGAUUCAAUUAAGCAAAGCGUCAUUCCAACGGAGGACGAAUCUGAUUUGCAGAAAACCUACGAUGUAUCCAAAGACAGCUCGAGUGACGAGGCGAUGCGCGAUGAGGUACCCAGAACUGGAAAAGGCAUCGAAAAUAUGGCGAAAGAGGAGCUUCAAAAACAGCUGGUGGAGCAAGUGGAACUCAGGAAGAAGCUAGAGCGAGAAUUUCAAAAUUUAAAAGAUAAUUAUCAGGAUCAGAUGAAGAGAGAGCUGUCAUAUCGGGAGGAGAUGGUACAACAGCUGCAAAUUGUUCGAGACACUUUGUGCAACGAGUUGGACCAAGAGAGAAAAGCUCGUUAUGCAAUUCAACAGAAGCUGAAAGAAGCUCAUGAUGCUCUUCACCACUUCUCAUGCAAGAUGCUGACCCCUCGUCACUGCGCUGGGACCUGCACAUUCAAGCCUCCCAUCCUGCCACCCUAACUCUUCAGUCAGACUCCUACACACACACCGCCGGACACCUAACACAGGUGGAAGCCUUUCCUGCACAGCAAUCCUACUACCCAAGGACUACUUCUAAAUAAACUGUCCACGGAUGCAAUAGACCGUGAAUGACAUGGACACGAUACUUCUCAUUUGAGAGGGUGUUUUUUUUUUUUUUUUUUUCACUUAGUUGAACACUUGCAUCAAAAGAGUAGUGCAAAUACAAGCCUAUCAUUCCUUAUGUCAUAUGGGUCAUCCUUACUCCUGUGGAAAGACCCGGAAAACACCAUGCCCAAUUCAGACCAUUACUGCUUAGGAUGUGGCAAUGUGCAAUGAAAUUUGUUGUGACAUUUUAUUGUUAAUAUGAAAAUAAUACUUAAGCAUUAUUCAUGUCUUUUUAUGUAUUUAUUUAUUUUUGUGGUUCUUAAGAUACAGUGCUGUUUAAUAUCCCCUCCUAAGUUUAUAUUAUGAAUUACCAUGCACUUUAACAAAAAAAAAUAACGAAAACAUUGACCCAGUAUGUACUAUUCUGUUUGGUUCUGUUUCGGGGAGAGCGAGACUAGACUGUAUCAAACCCAGCUCCCUCUUGCAAACGAGGAUUAUACCAGCACUUAUUACACAAUAGAAAAUUACAUUUAAAAUUUAGGUUGGCCGUAAUGCUUUUAUCUCACGCCGUAUAAAUGUGCAGUGCUUUUUGUGAGCUAUAUUCAAAAACACAUCAAACCUCUUGCCUCACUAUGUAGCUGAGGAGAAAACACAGAUCGCAGAUUUAGCAAGAUGUGCAGUUGUUCCCUUCAUAAAUAUGUUCUUUGAUAUGUUUUAAAAAAAACAAUUGCACUGCACUAAAUUUUUGUCAUCUUUACACUCCAUAGUAGACCAUUGCUUGUCUAGAUACAUAAAAACAUCUGUUCUAUGAUUGAUAUGCAGUGCAAAUCCUAGGUAUUGGAGCACAAUUCCACAUCACCAUUUGACUGCCAAACGUGGGAGAUAUAAUUAAGUGCUACUCUUUGAUCUGACAAUACCUGUUAUCCCAAAAGUUUAUUACCUUUGUGGGAAAAAGGUAAUAAUUCUCCACUUCAGUAGAGGGGAAACGUUUUUGUUGCAUGAACAGGCAGUCCACUGUUAUUUGUUAAGGUAUGUUUAUGUUC